CCUAAACUGUCAACUAUUCGAAGGACAACAAAAACAAACUGGAUCCCAGUUGUAACCGUGUGGACUCGGUUCUGUCGGGCUCAGGUCCGGCUCGGUUCUUUGCGGAACCCGUCCAGCCCCCCUCGGACCCACACUCAGGGCUGUUGUCAGCCUGAUGGCGCCGUCCGGACCGGGUUUUUGUCUGAGCUGAAGACACUUCCUCAGAACUGGAACCAUGGAGUCGUCGUCUGAUGAAGACGAGGUUCGGACCUUCGUCCAGGUCCUCAGUGACAAGUACAACCCAGAGAACUUCCCCUACGGCCAAGGCCUGGGCGUGGUGCUGGUGCCCAGUCCUCCAGGGUCCCCGGUCAAAGAUCGUCUGUUCUUACCCAACGUUCUGGUGCUGAACUACUGUGGGAUCAGUAAAGCUGGCGACAGGACUGACAUCGCAGCGUUCUGUGGACACGUGGUGGAACUGGACCUGUCCUACAACCAACUGAACGACUGGGCUGAGAUCUCCACCAUCGUCUCCAACAUCCCUAACCUGGACUUUGUGAAUGUGAGCAUGAACCCUCUGAGUGAAUCCAGACUGGAGCCUCACAUGGCCCAGACCUUCUGCAGGGUCCGACGCCUAGUCCUCAUCAACACACACAUCAGCUGGGACACCGUGCACACGCUCACACAACACACGCCUGAACUCCAGGAGCUGUUCCUGUGUCUGAACGGCUACAGCUCGGUGGCUCAGUCCCAGACCACCUGUCCGUCCCUACGCCUGCUGCAGAUCACAGACAACCAGCUCCAGCUCUGGACUGAAGUCCGCAAGUUGGGCCUCAUGUACCCACGUCUGAGCACGCUGGUGUUGGCCAACAACAACGUCCGCUCAGUGGACGACACCCAGGAUGCACUGCAGCGCCUUUUCCCAAACCUGCGCAGCAUCAACCUCAACAACUCAGGGCUCAGUAAAUGGGAGGACAUCGAGCGGCUCAACUACUUUCCUAAACUGGAGGAAGUGAAGGCCAAGGGGAUUCCUCUGCUGCAGCGCUAUGACACCCAGGACAGACGCAGCCUCCUAUUAGCACAACUCCCUUCAGUCCUUCUGCUGAACGGCAGUGCAGUGUCUGAUGGAGAGAGAGAGGACGCCGAGAGGUUCUUCAUCCGAUACUACCAGGACUGUCCAGAGCAGGAGCUGCCCAAAAGGUACCACAUCCUGGUGUCCAAAUAUGGACACUUGGCCCCUCUGGCUGAGGUGGACCUGAGCCCCCGCUGCACCAGGGUGGAGGUGCGCUGGGGGGAGCGUCUGGAGGUGGUCAGCCUGCACCUGGAACAGACGGUGGGGGAACUGAAGAAGCAGCUGAAGGCCGUGCUGCAGCUGCCGUCCAACGGCAUCCGCCUCUUCUACAUCAACAGGGAGAUGUGUGCGGUGGUGGGACCAGAGGAGCUGAAGGUGGGCUGCAGAGCGCUGCACUCCUACGGCAUCCGAGACGGAGACGAGAUCCUGGUGGUGCCCAAAGCCAAGAGCCGCUGCAGCUCCGCCCACCUUUGAGUCCAGCUCCUCCCACCUUUGAGUCCACAGGUUUGGACAGUGUCGGGUUAAAGGGACGUUAAUGUUAGAGAGUGAACACAUACUGACACUGAACUGACCUACAGCUUUAAAAAAACAAAAAAGAAAAAAGGGUUAGAAUUCUCAACCUUGAAUGUAAACACAUCUGCUGCCCGUUGUGUUGAAGAAAUUUAUACAGGAGUAUAGAUGUUGCACAGAGGAUCUGCAGAUUCACACAGACUUAUCUGGAGUGCACAUCCUACAUUUGCUGUUUUGCAGCUUAAGCUAAAAAUGCAGUUCACAUCUCAUGUAAAACACGUUCCUGGAAACCACAGAAUGACAACUGUCCCUUUAAGGAG
Molecule: messenger RNA, 1878 nt
Organism: Sphaeramia orbicularis (orbiculate cardinalfish)
Lineage: Eukaryota; Metazoa; Chordata; Actinopteri; Kurtiformes; Apogonidae
Product: tubulin-specific chaperone cofactor E-like protein
Exons: 8
Coding region: 215-1522 (435 amino acids)
Cellular component (GO): cytoplasm
Source: RefSeq, a predicted model, not a curated record